This is a messenger RNA of Selaginella moellendorffii, 1629 nucleotides long. RefSeq lists its product as uncharacterized. The coding region runs from base 231 to 1460 and encodes 409 amino acids. The transcript is spliced from 3 exons. The record is from RefSeq and is a predicted model, not a curated record. NCBI's taxonomy places the organism in Eukaryota, Viridiplantae, Streptophyta, Lycopodiopsida, Selaginellales, Selaginellaceae.
AACGGAUUGAGACCGUCGAUUGACCAAAAAUCAGGAUGGAUGGACGGAUUUGAAACUGGGAUUUUGUGCACUGUCAAGGACCGCGUAAGAACCUUCGCAGCCGAGCGAUGGCUAGGAAUCGACAGUGGGGGGCGCGUGCUUUAGAUUCUCCUUGGAAUGGAUUGUAGCCCUUUUUGGUAGCACCGAGACUUGAGAUGGGAUUUUGAUCGUCUAGGCACGAAAUACAGGUAAUGCGGUUUGAUGCCGCCGAAAUGGAUCUAGCAGCGGCUUCUACCCUGGAGCCGGCCUUGCAAUCGGCGUGGAUCCAGAGAUUGAAGAGAGGUAGCAGCAGGAAGGAGCAUGGCGACGAGGGACUCCAGAUUCCACUGGGAAAGCUCGAGCUGGGAGGUGAAAACGGACUGGAGAUUGGGGGUUUAGAGACAAGUAGAGAUCAAGUCCAGGCUAUGAGCAAGGAGCUCCUCAUCCGGAUAAACAGCAAAGUCGGGCUGGAUGAGAAUGGGAAGGAUUUUAAUCCUGGAGCUAAGCUUUGCGCUAUCCAACGCUCUCCCAGAGGAUUUGGUUCUUUUCGCGUCAAGCUCUCGGGCGUCAAGUUUCGAAAGCCGCCGCUUCCUCCAGCGCCCAAAGCUGGCAAGGCCGACGCUGUGGAAGCCCACAAAAGAAAAGAGAGGAUUGCGAGAAUCCAUGGCGUGGACGUGACACUCGAGCAGCAACACCGAAAUGGCACGGAUGGCAAGAGGAGAGAUUUGCUGGCCGAGUUUGCGUUGCGCUUGGACAUCAAAGAGAAGCCAACGCCUCUUGGGACUUUUCACAUUGUGGACAGGAAGAAGAACCCAUCGCUGCGCAAGGACAGGAGGUUGGCCACCUUGGUCUCUCCAAUUUCGGUGGCGGCAGCAGUGACGGAAGAUCACGAUGCGGUGGGAUCGAUUACAGCCAGCUUAACUUCCGAAGUGCUGAAGCUGGAAGCGUCGAGGCACAGCGCAGUUGGAGCUCGCACCGAUCCUUCCUCCAUGGAAGGCAAUCUCUCGGAGUCGAGGACGCUCUCCACAACUUAUUGCGGCAGCUCUCCUUAUCCAUGCCCCGCUCCCAGCUGGACUUGCUCGAGAGGAUCCGAGCAACCUGAGAGACGUGACACGAUCGAGCAAGAAGCCGAGGCCUGUUUUGCAACGGAAAAAAGACGGCGGGAAGCAUCAGUGGCUUUGAGCAAGGAGAUGGUACCUUCAACCGUAGUGAAACGAAGCAGAAUUUCGGUAGGAGAGGCGACCUUGGCUGGACCCUGGCUGAACAGAUGGAGGGAAUCUGGAGAAAGCAAGCCUGGUAAAGUUCAAAGCGUGACACAGGCAUUGGGAAAGAAACAGACUUUGCUACAUGGGUCGGAGCCUCCCAGUGCUGCAGCGUUUGCAAUCGUUGGUGCUGCUGUGAGACAGCUCCAGUCCUACUCGCUGGGUCAGUCCACGACUUGAGAAUCGUCCCUGGUCCUGCGGAAGAGAUCCAUGUCACUAACAACUUCUAGAGGCACCUGGCUGUCCGGAGCCAAAGAGACGAUGAAAUCGAACCAGUCUGCGCGGACGGUAGGCUAUCUGAGGAACACUAAAAUGAGACUCCAUAAAAACUUCACAGAACAUUGAUACC